Molecule: messenger RNA, 1359 nt
Organism: Colletes gigas
Lineage: Eukaryota; Metazoa; Arthropoda; Insecta; Hymenoptera; Colletidae
Product: oligoribonuclease-like
Exons: 5
Coding region: 706-1341 (211 amino acids)
Cellular component (GO): mitochondrion
Molecular function (GO): nucleic acid binding; 3'-5'-RNA exonuclease activity
Source: RefSeq, a predicted model, not a curated record
UGUUAUAUAUAGAUGUAAUUGACAUGUAAAAAAUUUUAAAUCGCCAUAGAAUCAUUUUAAUCAACGUCUAAAAUGUUCGUUGAUUCCACAAAAUAUAACCCUAUAUUACAAUUUGUUCCAGUAGGGUUAAACGAGAAACAGUAGAACCGAAGUAGAGUCUAAUUUUGCACUUGAUAGAAAGAGUGCACAUCAUUUGUAUGUCUCCGUCUAUCUAGUGCAAAAUUGGACUCUUGCAGCUUUACUGUCUCUUACUUAGUGCGAUUCGUACUAGAUUCGAUUAUGGGUAGCCAUAACUAGUGAGAAAUUAACGCCGCUCGCGAUUGCGAUUGGACUUAUAACUUAUAACCAAAAAAUAAUCCACUCCUACUUAUUUUUCAAUAGAAUUACCUUGACGAAUACUAUAAUACAAUCAGUGAUAAGUGGAUACGCAACCUUUUAUGUUAUAAACAAUGUUUUGUUGAAUUAGAUACAAAAAACUAUUGACUUAUAAAUUAAAAGAUUAUAUUUUUUUGAAACUAUUAAUUUUUUAAUAUUAGCUUACGAUUGUUUUAUUCCCUCUAAUGAGUUCGAUUAACCUCUAAAACACGCACAUACAUAUAAUAUAAUUACAAUUUGUUUAUAGUCGUGUAAAAUAUAUCAGAUUGUAUAGUAUUUGAAACAUAAUUGUUAAAUUUUUAAGAAUAGAUUUUUUUGUACUAAGUGCAAAUGAAUUUUGUACAUAGUUUAAGACAGACAACAAACUGUCUUCAGUCAAUUGUUUCUUCUUCUCAAAGGGCUACUUCAUCCAUGUUAAAUAUGGUAAAAAAUAAUAACAAGCAUAUUGUGUGGAUAGAUAUGGAAAUGACUGGACUUGAUUUAGAAACAUGUCAUAUUUUGGAAAUAGCAUGUUUAAUUACAAAUAAAGAUUUAAAAAUCAUAAGCAAAGAUUUGAAUAUAGUUAUACAUCAACCAAAUGAGAUAUUAGAAAAUAUGAAUGACUGGUGUGUACAAAAUCAUGAGAAAACAGGAUUAAUUACUGAAUCACGUUUGAGUAAAACUACUGUACAAGAUGCUGAACAAAUCGUACUGAAAUAUUUACAGUCGUACAUAGAAGAAGGAACUAGCCCACUUGCAGGAAGUUCAGUCUACAUGGAUCGUAUAUUUUUGUCAAAAUAUAUGCCAUCCGUUAAUAACUAUUUAAAUUACAAAAUCAUAGACACUACAACUCUUAGAGAAUUAAUUUUAAUGUGGAAUUUAAAUGUACCGGAACUGAAAAAAAUGCACUGCCACAGAGCAUUGUCAGACAUAAAGGAAAGUAUAAAACAAUUAGAACAUUAUAAAAAAUAUCUAUUUAAUUUAUAAAGAUUAAAUUGAAGCGUC